GACCCUCGCUCCGGCCGCCAGGGUCCGCUGUGACGCGGCUCGGGCCUGGCCGCUCUAGCCUCCCCUGGGGACGUCGCUGUCCUUACCUUCGGCAGGAGCCCGCGCCUCCGUCUUUGCGCCCGCUGGCCCUCCGCUCCGUCCUGCAGCUACCCACUGCCCGCUUGCCGCCCACCAUGGCCCUGCUGCACUCCAGCCGCAUCCUGUCCAGGGUCGCCGCCGCCUUCCACCCAGGCCUCGCGGCCGCGGCUUCUGCCAGAGCCAGCUCUUGGUGGGCCCAUGUGGAGAUGGGGCCCCCAGAUCCUAUCCUGGGAGUCACAGAAGCCUUUAAGAGAGACACCAACAGCAAAAAGAUGAAUCUGGGAGUUGGUGCCUACCGGGAUGAUAAUGGAAAGCCGUACGUGCUUCCUAGUAUCCGGAAGGCAGAAGCCCAGAUUGCUGCAAAAAAUUUGGACAAAGAAUACCUGCCCAUCGGGGGACUGGCUGAAUUUUGUAAGGCAUCUGCAGAAUUAGCGCUGGGUGAGAACAGCGAAGUGUUGAAAAGUGGCCGGUAUGUCACCGUGCAGAGCAUUUCUGGAACCGGGGCCUUAAGGAUCGGAGCAAGUUUUCUGCAAAGAUUUUUCAAGUUCAGUCGAGAUGUCUUUCUGCCCAAACCCACCUGGGGCAACCACACGCCCAUCUUGAGGGACGCUGGCAUGCAGCUGCAGGGUUAUCGGUACUACGACCCCAAGACGUGUGGCUUUGACUUCACAGGUGCUAUGGAGGACAUUUCAAAAAUACCACAGCAAAGUGUUCUUCUCCUGCACGCCUGUGCCCACAAUCCCACGGGAGUGGACCCUCGCCCUGAGCAGUGGAAGGAGAUAGCAGCGGUGGUGAAGAAAAACAAUCUCUUUGCGUUCUUUGACAUGGCCUACCAAGGCUUUGCCAGUGGUGACGGAAACAAGGACGCCUGGGCCGUACGCCACUUCAUCGAACAGGGCAUUAAUGUUUGUCUCUGUCAGUCCUAUGCCAAGAACAUGGGCUUAUACGGUGAGCGUGUGGGAGCCUUCACUGUGGUCUGCAAAGACGCUGAUGAAGCCAAAAGGAUAGAGUCACAGUUGAAGAUCUUGAUUCGCCCCAUGUAUUCCAACCCUCCUGUCAAUGGGGCGCGGAUUGCCUCUACCGUUCUGAACAGCCCCGACCUGCGCAAACAAUGGUUGCAGGAAGUGAAAGGCAUGGCUGACCGCAUCAUCAGCAUGCGGACUCAGCUGGUCUCCAACCUCAAGAAAGAGGGGUCCUCCCGCAACUGGCAGCACAUCACCGACCAGAUCGGCAUGUUUUGUUUCACAGGACUAAAGCCUGAACAGGUGGAGCGGCUGACCAAGGAAUUCUCCAUCUACAUGACAAAAGACGGCCGUAUCUCUGUGGCAGGGGUCACCUCAGGCAACGUGGGCUACCUUGCCCAUGCCAUUCACCAGGUCACCAAAUAAUUUCCCUGACAAGAGGAAACAGAGACAACCUUGCUGUCACCUCUGCUGUUGUGAGAUUCACAUGGAGGAAGAGGGAGGGUGGCUGGUGGUGAGCGGAUCAUUUCUUUCAACCACAGUACUUAAAACUCAGCAUUUGAACGUGUUUCUCAGAAGGAAAAACAAAAAACAAAAACCAAAAAAAACCAUGUAGGUAAAUAGGUAGAGGCAUCUGUGUGGAACUUUGUGGCUCUGAACCAAACUCUCCCUCAUCUUUGUGUCUCCAGCUUUUCCGAGUUUACA
Rhinolophus ferrumequinum (greater horseshoe bat) is the source of this 1745-nucleotide messenger RNA. RefSeq names its product glutamic-oxaloacetic transaminase 2 (gene GOT2). The transcript is spliced from 10 exons. NCBI's taxonomy places the organism in Eukaryota, Metazoa, Chordata, Mammalia, Chiroptera, Rhinolophidae. Gene Ontology annotation, cellular component: mitochondrion. Gene Ontology annotation, molecular function: L-aspartate:2-oxoglutarate transaminase activity; pyridoxal phosphate binding. Gene Ontology annotation, biological process: L-aspartate catabolic process; biosynthetic process. Bases 174 to 1466 code for a protein of 430 amino acids. The record is from RefSeq and is a predicted model, not a curated record.